AGCCCAGCAUCCUUAUCACUAACGCUAGACGAGACAGCAGAAGCUUUUGAGACCAUUCCAGGACCAUGAAGGGACUCGUACUCAGCUUAGCCCUCGCCACUCUGUAUGUCCUGUACGUACAGGCUGAUGUUCCCCUCCAGCCGGACUUCCAGGAGGACAGAAUUGUUGGAAAGUGGUAUGGCAUCGGUUUGGCCUCCAACUCUGGCUGGUUCAAGACUAAGAAGCAGUUCUUGAAGCAGUGCAGCACCGUCAUUACUCCUACUGCUGAUGGGAACCUCGACGUUGUGGCCACCUAUCCUAAGCAGGACCGAUGUGAAAAGAAGAGCAUGACCUACAUCAAAACUGAAGAACCUGGCCGUUUCCUGUCCAAGAGCCCACGUUACGGCAGUGAUCACAUCAUCUCAGUGGUGGAGACCAACUACGAUGAAUACACUGUGAUGCACACUCUGAAGACUAAGGGCAAUGAGGUCAACACUGUUGUGUCACUGUUUGCCAGAGGCAAAGAGCUGAGACCAGAAAUCCUGGAAAAAUUCAAGCAGACUGCUAAGAAUUAUGGACUGACUGAUGAAAACAUCAUCAUCCUUCCUCAAACAGAUAAGUGCAUGACUGAAGCAUAAGAGAGAGAAGAUGCAGUACCCCAAUCUUUCCACUAGAUGGCAUCCAUGUUAUAGCUGGGUUUAGCUUGCUGUGUGAAAGUCUGAGCACAAUAAACUCCUGCAUGAAUCCCUCA
Messenger RNA from Nanorana parkeri, 730 nucleotides. RefSeq names its product lipocalin-like. Lineage: Eukaryota; Metazoa; Chordata; Amphibia; Anura; Dicroglossidae. The record is from RefSeq and is a predicted model, not a curated record. Gene Ontology annotation, molecular function: small molecule binding. Bases 66 to 617 code for a protein of 183 amino acids. The transcript has 7 exons.